Ruditapes philippinarum (Manila clam) is the source of this 4735-nucleotide messenger RNA. Its product is annotated as protein Son-like. The record is from RefSeq and is a predicted model, not a curated record. Bases 145 to 1224 code for a protein of 359 amino acids. Lineage: Eukaryota; Metazoa; Mollusca; Bivalvia; Venerida; Veneridae. The transcript is spliced from 10 exons.
UACAGACAUACCAUUUAUAGUGAAAUAUCGCUUCGGUCACUCGUUCAGUCUCCACUGUACAUUUAUGUUUAAAAGCGGUGUUAUGUAGCCAUAUUCAAAUCGUAAACAGGACUUGAGAAUAUAUUUGGAUCAUUCCUUCAAGCUAUGACAAAACGGGCAAAUAAAGUGUUACACUCAGAUACACCAACACCAGAAAACGAGAUUUCACCGGACACCGUUCUCGAACAUAACGUGAAAUCUCGAGACGAGAACAUGAUGACCGCUGAGAACCAAACAUCGGACCAAAACAAGAAACAUCGUAAAAAGCGAAAAAAAUCUAAACAUCGACAUCCUGACCUGGAAGAGCAAUCAUUACCAUCUAGAACAAUUGAUGACAUGGUUGGACAGUUGUCUAUUAAAGAUGAUGAAAAACUUCCUGUGCUUGAUAGAACAAAUGGAAAAGAUUUGUCACUUCCUGAUGUGGAAAAAGAAGAUGUCAAAAUGCAAUCCUUACCAUCAAAAACGAUUGAUGACACGGUUGGAAAGUUGUCUAAUAAAGAUGAUGAAAAGAUCCCUGAUCAAUCAUUGGAUAGAACAGUUGAAGAAGAUAUGUCAAUCUCGGGUGUGGAAAAAGAUGAUGUCAAAAAGGAAUCUCCUCAAUCCAAGAAAAUUGCUAAGCAGGACCGGAAAAAAAGGCGCGAUCGUAACUCUCAUAAUGGUCUAGAAACGCCUUCCAAAAAAGAACUGAUACUGGACGUUAUAAACGAAGAGGACUUGGCAGGGAAGGAAGAAGAUAAUAAAAAAGAAAGGGUGUCAAAGCCGUCACGGAAAGAAAUCAAGGAAAGAGCUGGCAAACUUUUAAAAGGACGCCAAAGUCCAUUUGCUGCCGAGAAAGGGCAGGCGCAUGAAGCAUCCGUUGAAGAAAAUGAUGAAGAAGCAGAGGGGCAAUAUUUGACCUCUGCUGAGAGGAAUAGAGAGCUAUCUUGCUUAUAUCGAAGAAUAUAUUUUCUUGAAAAAUAUGGAGUACCCAUGGAGCGAGAGCGGCCACGCAAAGCACAUAAAAGAAAUCUGACAAGCUCAGAUGAAACAGAUGAUCAUGAGCAGUGGGCACAUGAAAGAGAGAGAGAGAAUACACGUCUUUACCUUUCGAAUCAGAUGAAGAAGAAUCAUAUGAAGAAGAAUCUGAUGAUCUAUCUCCACAAUCAAAAACAGUUGCUGGCAGGGUUGGAAAGCUAUCUCGCAUGAACCGAAGAACUGCUAACACAUUUAGAGAACUCCGGGAGCGAGCACAGCUACGCAAGAUAACACAUAAAAGAAAUCUGACAAGCUCAGAUGACGAUGAUGAUGAUGAUGAUGACGGUUAUGAUGACGAUGAUGAUGAUAAGGUAGAAAAUGUUAACUAUAAUUAAGAGUUAUUGUAGAGGUGGGGUUUUGAAGGUUACACUAAAUGGGUUUUUUAAUAUACAUGUAUAUUUAUUCUAUAAAGAAUAAAAUAUAAUAAACAAGAUCAACAAGGAAAGGCGGCGUUCAAUGAACGCAACCCCCACACGACCCAGCAACAAGCCUGUAAUAAAAAUAAAGAACAAUAAGACAUCACAUUACAAUACCGGUAUUUUACAAGACAAACAUAUUUCGCAAAAUAAAUGAUACAAAAUGUUUGACAACAAUUCAAAUUACAAUAAGAACAUUUUCACAAAUAAUAAAUAUAUACAUACCAGACUUUGUAAUUGUAAUAGAAGAAAUCUAAUAUCAUGAUCAAAUAGCAAACACAAAUAUUUCUUCUAUAAUAAAUAUAUAAAUGAGUCAACUUGUAAAUACAAAGAAUUUGUUAUAACUUUGAGAGUUUAGCAAGAAGUGGUCGGAGUUACUAAAAAUGUUAUGUUCCAGAAUCAAAUCAGCUGCGGAUGUUUCUAAAUUCAAAAUGUCACCAUUACCAUGAUUAAAUGUUGACUUCUGCUUUGAUUAAAUGAUGAAUUCUGCUUAAGCCGGUGCUAUGGGGCGUGGACGGUAACUUGCACUUUCCAUUUCCGUCCAUGAACAGGCUCAAUCAAACUUAGCCUGCAACAUUUUGCCUUGUUGGGCUUUCUUUAGGAAUUCUUUAUUUUUCUCUAUUUUAUCGACACAUUAGCGUUGUUUGUGCCGUGUGGAGGCUGUAAAAAGUCGCCCCGUAUAUUCAAUUAGGGAUGUUAUAUUUUCGAUCCUUAAAGAUCGUUCAGCACGACAUUAUUGUUGUAUUUGUGGUUCUUUGAGUUUUUUUCUUUUUGACAUUUGUCUUGAUCAGUGGUUCCAAUAUUCCUACUUGAAUAAUGUUGCCCUUAUUCAAAAUUUCACCAUUAUCAUGAUUAAAUUUUGAACUCUGCUUAAGCCGGUGCUAGGAGUUGUGGACGGUUACUUGCACUUACCAUUACCAUCCAUGAACAGGCUCCAUCAAAUCGAGCCUGCAACAUUUUCAGUUUUGUCUUGUUGGGCGUGCUCUGUCUUGUACCCUGUCCUGUUUUUGUUUGGGGUCCUCCUGGGCUCCUUGCCACUGGCCCUUGUUACUGGGUCGGUUGGGGACUGCGUUCAUUGAACGCCGCCUUUCCUUGUUGAUCUUGUUUAUCUUAUUUUCUUUAGGAAUUCUUUAUUUCUCUCUACGUAUUUUAUCGCGUAUUUUAUCGCAACAUCAGCGUUGUUUGUGCCGUGUGGAGGCUGUAAAAAUCGCCCCGUACUUCAACAAGGGAUGUUAUAUUUUCUUUCCCUAAUGAUCGUUCAGCAUGAUAAUAUUGGUGUGCUUAUGGUACUUUUAGUUUUUACCUUUUGGAAUUUUUCUAGUUGGGUGGUUCCAAUAUUCCUACUUUAAUAAUAAUGAAUCACCCUUAGGAUAUGUUGCCUGCUUUUUGAAUUUGUCCUUUGUCGUCAUAUCUGUGAUAUGCAGGCUUCAUAACCUCUGAUGCCCUUUCAAAUUCCAUUUUAUUUAGUUUCCUCGUUCCUUCAUUGUUUUCUCGUUUAGGGCACACGCAUUUUAUUUUACUUGGGGACCAUACGCCGCUUUUCAUGAAAUGGCACUAACGUGUUACAUUAAAAGUUCCAUGAUAACCGCCAAAUGAACACAUCUGCGGAUGGUUUUAAAUUCAAAUUUUUACCAUUUUCAUGUUUAAAUGAUGAAUACUGCUAAAGCCGGUGCUAGGGGAACAUGGACGGUAGUUUGCACUUGACAGUAUAGUCCAUGAACAGGCUGCAUUAAAUCGAGCUUGCAACAUUUUCAAUUUUGCCGUGUUGGGCUUUCUUAAGGGAUUCUUAUUUUCUCUAUUAAAUCGACACAUCAGCGUUGUUUGUGCCGUGUACAUUCAAUCGGGGAUGUUAUAUUUCCGAUCCUUAAAGAUCGUUCAGCACGACAUUGUUGUUGUGCUUGAGGUAAUUAAUUUUAGUUUUUCUAUUCGGCUAUUUUCUUGUUUGGUGGUUCCAGUAUUCCUCACUUGAAACUGUUGAAUCACCCUUAGGAUAUGUUGCCUGCUUUUUUAAUUUGUUUUUGACGUCUUAUUUGUGCCGCCGUAUGAACACAUCUGCGGAUGUUUCUUAAUGCAAAUUUGUAUCUUUUUCAUGUUUAAAUGUUAAAUACUGCUUAAGUCGGUGCUAGGGGGCGUGGACGGUAGUUUGCACUUGACAGUAUAGUCCAUGAACAGGCUUAAUCAAAUCGAGCUUGCAACAUUUUCAAUUUUGCCGUUUUGAUCUUUCUUUAGGGAUUCCUAUUUUUCCAAUUUUGAUACUGUUAUGCCGUUCAAUCAAAUAAAUUACCAACCAAACAAACGCUAAAAACAAAUUAAACCGAACAAACCACACGACAGCACUUUCUUUCAACCGAGAGAGAAAUACUUUUACGCGAAUUGGUUCUAGGAUUUAAUUUGUUAGUUCAGUAGAGUAGUAACAGAUAGAAAGAUAAGCAAUAAAGUAUAUUCAAUACAAUGUAUACAAUGUUAACAAUAAACACAAACAAUAAUAAUAAAAACAAUAAUCAAGAUCUUAAAGUAUGUGAUAUCUAUUUCUAUGUAAACACAAUAGAUUCAAGACCUUAAAGGUUUCUAAAUAUCUAUUUAAAUAUAUCUAUAUGCUAUUAAGUUUAAUAGUCAGUAAGUCAAAUAUUUAGACACAAAUAAUUAUAAAUAUACAACACUAUUCAUACACACAUGAUAAAUAAACAAUAGCAGUAUCUUCACAAAGAACUAUAAAAAUGUGUGAAGUACAUUUAACUUACUAUGCAGUGUGAACUAUCCGAAAUUUAUGGCAUAUCCGAAAUUUUCUUAUUAUGAAAUUUGUGAGAUCGCGAAAUUGUGUCACAUUUACAUUUUUCGAUUUUACUUAGACAAGUACUAUUUAUGAAAUGAAUCAAAAAUUGACUUUGAAAGCAACUGAAUUAAAUCAAAAAUUUACUUAAAAUAUGUAAAGAUAAAAAAGACCUUGUUUUACAUUUCCGUGAAGAAGGUAACCCAAAAUUAAGAAUAUGGAACGAAGUAGUCCAGAAAUUAAUCCAAAAAAAAUUGUUCCUAUAAAAUUUGAAAAAUAGAGGGAAAUAAGAAUCCCUAAAGAAAGCCCAACUCGGCGAAAAUUGAAAAUGUUGCAGACUCGGUUUGAUUAAGCCUGUUCAUGGACGGUCAGAAAAUCCAAAAUAUACAAGAAUAAAAUAUGAUAACAAUAUCAAAUCACAUUAGUAUGAAAGAUCUGCUGUAAAACAAAAUAAAAAUGUCAACGUUCCUUGUCCGUAUAUACAAUAAAUAAAUUC